GCCACAACCUGAUGUUAUCAACUUCUCCAGCCUGUCCACCUCCAAAUGUCUACAACUUCAUCAACAUCGCAAUGAUAUCCCAUCCCCGGGUUUCUAAUCAACCUCAACCAUCUCCCGAACUCUACUGAGGUCUACCCUGCCCGGAAUCAAAAUCACGAUGCACUAUUUAUCACUGCAGCUGCUGAUAGCACUCAGCCUUAUCUUUCAGCUGAUCGCGGGACUUGUGACUUUGCAAACGAUUAGGAACUUGACGACUUUGACGGAUGAGUGCAAGGAUAUGAUUGUGGAUAGUGGAGGAGUGGUGGUUGAUGAGUUGGCGAGGGUGCUCGGAGGAGGUCAGGUGGUGUUGAAUAGUGGGGAGGAGGUUGAGGAUGUAAGUUCUGAUGUCUGCUCCUGGGAUGGCUACAGAUGGAAAAGUAAAGGGAAUGGUAGCGAUAGAGGCUGCAAGUGUUGGGGGUGGAUCAAAGUAGUGCAACAACUGAGUCCUGAGAGAGGCACCCUGCUAGCUCAGUCCGACUCAACAAUGCUCGACACGUGGAUAGAAGUGGAUUCAAUCACGGAGUUGAAGACUCCAGAGCUAACAACACCAUAGGCAGUCGCCGCAGCCCUAAGAAUGCUAUGUUCAGACCUCUUGAUCGAGCUCGAGAAGCCGCUAUCUUCUUCUACGCCCCACUUGCCUGAG
Molecule: messenger RNA, 682 nt
Organism: Hyaloscypha bicolor E
Lineage: Eukaryota; Fungi; Ascomycota; Leotiomycetes; Helotiales; Hyaloscyphaceae
Exons: 1
Coding region: 158-592 (144 amino acids)
Source: RefSeq, a predicted model, not a curated record